This is a messenger RNA of Cercospora beticola, 1275 nucleotides long. RefSeq lists its product as uncharacterized. NCBI's taxonomy places the organism in Eukaryota, Fungi, Ascomycota, Dothideomycetes, Mycosphaerellales, Mycosphaerellaceae. The record is from RefSeq and is a predicted model, not a curated record.
CUCCACUUUUCCCCGUCAACACGCUCGCGCAAACUCGCUGCGGCACCACAGUCAUUUGUUACAUUCUUGCCACUGUGUUGAUAUAAGGAAGUGGUGCGCCGUCCUCUACACUCCUUAUCACUGUCGACCUCGAGAAAAUCGACAGCUGUUCACCAUCGACACGAUCACCAACACCACCGGUCGUCCCCAUCAAUACUUCAAUUCACAAUGCGCGCCUCGAACCUCAUACUCGUGCUGCCAGCACUCGCUGCUGCGCAGGAGCAAAUCCCGAUGAUCGACCAACUCAAAGGGUGGUUUGCAAAGGCCACAGCAUCGGUGUCGACGGCUGUGGAGAAGGCAACACAAGCUUCCAUUCCAGACCCAGUCGCUGCAGCUGCCGCAAAAGUGGCAGAUUUGAAGGUUGAGAGGUUGACCUUGGACAACCACAAGGAGUUGAUCCAGCCGGGUUCUUCGGAAGCUGCUCCUGGAAUUCAGACCUGGGAGGUGUUUGUGACGGGAGGUAACAAGACAUGCUAUGGCCGAUGCGCUCGCGCCGAGACAGCAUUCAACGAAUCUGUCGCGUUGGUCGCAGCUUCACCGAACCCUCCAAACCUUGCUCUUCUCAACUGCGAAACCGAUGGCGUUCUCUGCCACGCCUGGGCUGUCUCUCCUCCGACUGUGCUUCACUUGCAGCUCCCACAGCCUCUGGCCGAUCAAUCGACUCCUGCUUCGACUGUGCGCUCGAUCAGGGUCAACACCACCACGGUGACUGCAGCGGACAUUGCAGCGAUUCAUCUGCAAGAGAAGUACCUGGAGACUGAGCCGUACGAGGGAUUCUUCCAUCCCUUUGAUGGACCACUUGCGCAGUACGGAUUGACCAUUCCAUUCGGCUACCUCGUUUGGGGCUUCUCACAAAUCCCAUCAUGGAUGUUCAUGAUCGGCAUUAGUUUCUUCUCCCGGACCAUCAUGGGUCGACGUAUGGCACCACCUGCCCAACGAGGCGACGCUCCUGCCGCAGCCCAGUAAGAGCAUGACAUGAAAGAAAUGUAAUUUGUGGAUGGCAUAAUAUACAAAGUACUUUUUGCAAUGAAAGAAUAUGCACGAGGAGGACCACGAUACCCUACGGUCAUUUUUUGAGCAGCAAAUCUGUGCACGCGAAAUCAGGGUAGGUAUUUCGGUAUAUGAAAGCAUGCUUGGGACACAAUUGAAUGCCCGACAGCUUGCUAGGAUGGGGAUCUUUGGCUAGAAUCAACGUCGUCCAGCUCAUGCGAAGUGUAAUUACAGAGCCAACCAGAA